This is a messenger RNA of Styela clava, 1169 nucleotides long. Its product is annotated as F-box only protein 48-like. NCBI's taxonomy places the organism in Eukaryota, Metazoa, Chordata, Ascidiacea, Stolidobranchia, Styelidae. Gene Ontology annotation, molecular function: protein binding. The record is from RefSeq and is a predicted model, not a curated record.
UUACGUUGUGCAAGUUAACGGAAUUACGUUCACAUAUUCAAAUUUCAUUGGAUAUUUUGUAUGAGAUAUGUAUUUUGUAGUACAUAUUUUAUUUUUUUUAAAAUUAGACAUUUUAAAAUAAAAAGUAAAUGAUAUCAUUUUAAUCGAACUUGAGGUAAUUUGUUUGUUAUCGUGUCAGCUUUUCAUUAAUAUUGUGACACGACGAGUAAAAGUGGUAUCUGUGACGCUAUUAUUGAUAAGUUGGUAGACUUUAAAUAUGCGAAUCGUUCGUGUAGUGCGGCAUGCCUGAAAACUGAUAUGGAGACGUGGGACAUAACAGAGAGUCUUCCCUUCAAUCUAUCUGAAGAUAUAUUUUUAUUACUGGACAUUCCGAGUUUGUGUUCUGCCUCUGAGGUUUCUACACAAUGGAAUCAUUGCAUCAAUGAGUCUGAUUAUGUUUGGAAGAGAAAAUUUUUAAGUCUUAACUCGUGUUUAUCUGGCAGUAAAAAAGUAGAAACGUUACAUUGGAAGGAAAUGGCAAUCCGAGAAUAUUACAUACAACAAUACAAGUCUGCAUGGCUUCGAGGUCAAUUUAGUUUGAUAAACUGCUAUAAAGACCUCAGAAAAUGUACUGAAUACAUUCAAGUACAAAAAUUGACUACGAAUGAUUGGGGAGAAAUAUUUCAACGAGAGCUGGAUCGUUAAAUCAACUACAAAGCACAUACCCAGUCAACGCGCAAUUUUCCGCCAAUAAAAGCUGUGGUCUGAUAUGAACAAAUUGUUAGUUGAUUCUCUCACAAAAUUUUUUUAAAAGACUGCUCUGCCCACGUUAGCAAAUUUUCGUAAAAGGAUGUUUGACAUUGCGUUGAAAAAACAUAGUACAGAGCCCAGUGCAUAUCUACUCGUCUGUAUUUGUUAUAUUAUUGUAUAUUUAUUCUAUUUUCCGAACUUGCACUUAUAAACAAAUGUCUUUAUCUUAAUACUUUUGGAUAUACAAUAAUUGUUUUAUAGAACUCUGCUCUCUGUUGCAUACUGGGUAGAUAGCUAGUCAAAUUUCAUCGGAGAGCGCAAUUUUAAAAUCAUUAUUUUAUCAUCUUAGUUCAUUUUUGUCAAGAAAUUUUAUCAAAAAAAUCACUUUAUGUUUUGUUCUUAUGUGUACUAUAUGAUUAUAAAUAUAUAUGUAUGGGGAA